Molecule: messenger RNA, 6116 nt
Organism: Pristis pectinata (smalltooth sawfish)
Lineage: Eukaryota; Metazoa; Chordata; Chondrichthyes; Rhinopristiformes; Pristidae
Product: semaphorin-3D-like
Exons: 17
Coding region: 45-2324 (759 amino acids)
Biological process (GO): axon guidance; negative regulation of axon extension involved in axon guidance; semaphorin-plexin signaling pathway
Molecular function (GO): chemorepellent activity; semaphorin receptor binding
Source: RefSeq, a predicted model, not a curated record
CAGAGGGACUGGCGUGCACUGGAGUAAUGCUGUAGACUUGUAACAUGGAGUGUACAAUUUUAAUUGGAGAAAAAGAUUGCAGAAGCAUGUUUCCUCCUGCAAGGGUUACUGCUGUGUGCUGCUGUGUUGUUUUCUUCUGUCUUUUACCGGUGAAUGAAGCCUGGAAGCAAAGUAAACCUCGCCUGAAGUUCUCAUACAAAGAUUUGCUGAUGAACGACAGUUGUAACCCAUUUCAUGGAUCAGCAGAAAGUUCAAGUUUCCAGUCUUUAUUAAUAGAUGAAGAAAGAGGAAAACUUCUGGUCGGAGCUAAAGAUCUGAUUUAUGUUUUGAAUCUGGAAAAUUUGAACAAGGAACCCAAAAAGAUUCAUUGGCCAGCAGCUACAGAGAGAGUGGAGCUCUGUAAACAGACCGGCAAAAAGGAAGCAGAGUGUGCAAAUUUCAUCCGCCUGCUGCACAACUUCAACAAGACACAUGUCUAUACUUGCGGCACGGGAGCUUUCCAUCCUGCGUGUGGAUACAUUGAACUUGGACCCCCUGCACAGGAGCUUUCAUUGAAGUUUGACCUUAAAACUCUGGAAUCUGGAAAACUGAAAUGCCCUUAUGACCCCAGCCAACCUUUCACAUCAGCUCUCAUUGAUGAAUACCUCUUUGCUGGGACAUCAUCCGACUUCCUUGGGAGAGACACAGCUCUAUUUCGCUCCCCCAUACAUCACCUGGAAAAUCAGCAUAUCCGCACAGAACACAACAACCUGCUUUGGUUAAGUGAUGCUAAGUUUAUUGGGAUGUACCCCAUCUCUGAUACCACCAAUGAUGAUGAUGAUAAAGUAUACAUAUUUUUAAGAGAGACAGCCGUGGACACAAGAGGAACUGAAAGAGCCAUUUACUCCAGAGUGGCCAGAGUUUGUAAGAAAGAUAUUGGAGGUCAGCGGAGUUUGAUCAACAAGUGGACUACCUUUCUGAAAGCUCGUCUGAUUUGUUCAGUCCCAGGGCCUGAUGGUUAUCAGACUUACUUUGAUGAACUGCAGGAUGUUUUUCUGUUCAACACCAAUGCCAAAUUACCUGUGUUUUAUGGGGUCUUCACAUCUUCAAGUUCUGUUUUCAGCGGCUCAGCUGUUUGUGCAUAUAGCCUAGCUGACAUUCGUGCUGCAUUUAAUGGACCUUUCACACAUAAAGACAGUCCUGACCACCACUGGGUGGAAUACCAGGGGAAGAUUCCUUAUCCAAGACCUGGGACAUGUCCCAGUAAAACAUUUGACUCCACAAUUGAGUCUACCAAGGAUUUUUCAGAUGAUGUCAUCAGCUUCAUUAAGAAUCACCCAAUGAUGUACAAGGCUGUAUAUCCAAUAAACAAGAGACCCGUUUUCAUUCAAGUAAACACUGGUUACAAAAUUACACAGCUUGUGGUUGACCGUGUUAAUGCAAAGGAUGGACAGUAUGCAGUCCUAUUUUUGGGCACAGAUGUUGGAUCAGUAAUAAAGGCAUUGAGUAUUACCAAGGAUAACUUGAAUGCAGAAGAAAUUGUAUUGGAAGAAUUGCAAGUGUUUGAGGAAUCAACUCCAAUAUUAACAAUGGAACUUUCUUCAAAGCAGAAGCAGAUUUAUAUUGGAUCGAAGGAUGGUGUAGUACAGCUUUCGCUACAUAGGUGUGGUGCAUAUGGUGCAACUUGCUCUGAGUGUUGCCUUGCCAGAGAUCCCUACUGUGCAUGGAAUGGAACCUUGUGUUGCAGAUAUGUGCCAGCACUGAAAAGACAAACUAGACGUCAAGAUAUAAAGACUGGAGACCCAAUAAUUCAGUGUUGGGAUCAAGAGGACUAUGCAGCAAAUGUACUAACUGAGAAGAAGUUAAUUUUUGGAGUUCAACACAAUUCAACAUUCCUGGAAUGCAGUCCAAGGUCACAACAAACAUCAGUAAUUUGGUCAGUUCAACGAUCAUUGGAUGGCCAGCAAGAGGAGAUAAAAUAUGGUUCCAGAAUCAUCAAAACAAGGCUUGGGCUCCUCAUACGUCACUUGCAGGAAGAUGAUGCUGGGAUUUACUAUUGCAGAGCCGUGGAAAACACAUUCACACAUGUCAUUACUAAGUUUCACCUUAAGAUUAUUCUGAGUGACUUCAUGGCAGCUCCGCCAAAACCAAGGCACAAUGAUGGAAAGAGUAAAGACACUCGGAACAGGACAAGGCUACGUUACAAGGAUUUUCUGCAACUUCUGAAUCAACCAGGCAUUACUGUAAAUGAAUAUUGCCAACAAAUGUGGCGCACAGGAAAACGAGGACAAAAUAGCAAAACAGCAGCAAAAUGGAAAAAAGCACCAGAGUUUAAGCGGUAUUAAUAUUGGAAAAUAUCAGAUGCUUUGUGGUCCUCUUGAGUGAAGAUACAGUAACAAAAAUUAUUCAUAGACUAUUGUAUCAGAGUAAUGGAUGAACAAUCUGGAAUACUGUGAAGUCUGAACAAGUGUCACUGGAUGAAAUGUUACCACACAAAUUGAAAAAUGUAGCAAGAGGUAUUAUACCUGGGUGUAUUCUAUUUGUUUCUUAAAAGAAAAUUGCUCUGAAAGAAAAUAUUACUAUGAAGGCAAAUUUAUAAUAUAGCUUGGGAAUUAAAAUUUUGAAGACUUCCCAGAUAAGUCUGCAGAUAAAUGAAUCUUAUUGUGGCAACAUGUAAUGAUGCCCAUCCUGGUCUAGUAAUCUUAGAACCUUUGGUAUUUGAAAACUCUGUUCCAACUAGGUCACGAAUAACAUUUCCAAUGUAUGACCUUCCACAAUGAAAAUUAACAGACUGAGUAGUCAGUGGUAAAGGAACAUCAUUUGUUUUGUGCCUUGCUGAAAUGGCCCACAGAGUUCUUGGGGGCUUUAGGGUGAAACUUGUUCAGAUAUGGUGACAGUGCAGUUUACAUGGCAUCUGUGCCAUGUUUGAGCAGAUCAAUCAGUAGUGGGGCUCUUCAACCAAUCAGAUGAAAGAAUCCUUCCUAAUUAUACAAGGUGGAAAUCAGGAAGAGUCUAGCAGGAAUUAUAAACGAGAUGUGAAUCAUGCACAAAGUAAACCAAGACUGGAAAUGGGAGAGAGAAAAAUGAAUUAAGAAGAAAGAGAAAUAAAAGAGACAAAGUUAAAAAUGAUUUUAACUUCUGAAGGAAUGAAACCCUCCAAUUGAAAAUUACAUUUUGAAGGCCAUAGAACUUACUCAUUAUACCUUCACGAGAAUUAGGAACAGGAGAAGACUAUCCUGAAUAUAACUUUCUCUAGUUUCUUUAGUGGGGAACUAUGGAAGAAAUACCACUGUUUAAUAUGAUUAUAUUGACUUCAUUUCUGAAUCUGUUGUUGCAGAAUGAUCCAGACUGGAAGAGCAGGGUAUUUCUCCUUCUCAGCUGUGCAGAUCCCAAUGCUGAAAGCUAUUAUUAAACUUACCUCAUUAUAACUGUGCAUGACAUCAGCCUCACCAUUAAUAUCUGAGCAAUAUCCAUGCCAAUAUAGACAUCCAUUGGCUGAUAUGAAAGGUGGGAUGAGCAUACUUUGUGCAACAGUUUCAAAAUUAUUCAGUGAUGACAUAUACCUUCAUUGAAUUUUAAAUGUUAUCAUCCCAGCCCAAUUUUGAUGCAGAUUUUGAAAUUUCACAUAUGCACACUAGGCAAAAUUUUCUUCCAAGCUGAAGAGAGACACUUCCAGUGGUUCCAUAAAAAUAUAAACAAUAAUGUUACCUUUUUCCCUGUCAAUUCUUGAAAAGAGUUUUGUUCUUAAGGAUUUCUGUCUGCUGACUGAUGAAUGAACCUCGAUAUAGUAAACAUUAUAGAAAUUCUUAUAUGCAGUUUCCUUAUUGAAAAGGCUGCGCUAUUUUAUGUGAACAUACAUUAAAUGGCGACAUCUCUUCCAUUAAUCAAGGCUGCAUUAAAAAUAUGUCAAUGUAGUUUGGUGACAUCAUUGCUAAAAUGGAUAUGAGAUAUUCUCAAGUGGGCAGGCUGUGACUGGUAGGGUGCAAGGGAUUGGUGUUUGUGCUCUAGCUAUUCAGAAUGUAUGUCAAAAAUUUGGCUGAAGGACAAAAUGUCAGGUUUCUAAGUUUGAUGGCGGUGGGAUUAUGAGUAUGGAGAUUUUGAGGGGGUAUGGACAGGCUGAGUGAGUGGCUGGGUACAUGAAGGAUGGAAUAUAAUGUAGAAAAUGUGUAGAAAAUCCACUUUGGUGGAUAUAACUGAAAGGUAGACUGUUGUAAAUGAUGAAAGCUUGGGUAGUGUUGAUGUUCAUAGGGACCUAAAUGUGCUUGUACAGAAGUUCCUAAAGGUCAAUGUGAAGAUGUAACCAGUGAUUAGAAGGGUAUAUUGUAUAUUAGCCUUUAUUACUAGACGGUUUGACUACAGGAGUAAGAAAGACUUAAAGCAAUUGUGUAGGGUUUUGUUAACACCACACCUCAAGUAUUAGGUACAGUUUUGGUAUCAUUACUAAGAGAAAAUGUAUUUGCCAUAGAGAACAUGCAGUGAAGAUUUAUUAGACUGGUUCCGGGGAUGGCAGUCUUCCUGUGUGUGAAGAAUUUAAGUAAAUGGGAAUUGUAUUUUUCAAAGUUUAGAAGAAUGAGAGGAGAUCUCACCAAAACUAACAAAAUUCUUAAAGGUGUGGGGAGGAUGUUUCUGCUGGCUGGGGCAUCUAGGACUGAGGUGAACUAUUUGAGAAUAAGGGGUAGGUAAUUUUGGACUGAGAUGGGGAGAAAUUUCUUCACUUAAAGGAUGGUGAGCCUUUGGAAUUCUCCACCACAUGCUGUGGAAGGCCAGCUGUUGUGUUCCAUCAGAGCAGAAACCUGUAGAUUUCUGGGCAUUAAAGGAACCAAGCAUAUGUAGGUAGUGCUGAAAAAUGUCCAGGAGCAAACUUGAAGGGCCAGAUGACCUACUCCUGCCCUGAUUUCUUAUGUUCUUAUUGCUACUGAUUCCUUAAAAUUGCGUCUUGACAUCACAAAAUGUGCCAGUUGGUUCAUGCUUAUCUGCAGUCACAUGUAGGAAGGCUUUGCAUCAUGUAAAAGAUCAUGUAUCCCAGUAACUACUUAACGGGUAUUGAUUUUUUUUGUCUACUUCUUUGAGCACUAAUGUAGUCUGGUGUGAAUUAAGGUGGAGGCUGACAGGGCUUAUGUCUAGAGCUCUCCGCCAAAUAUAGUGCCUUGGUUAAAACUCACCACGAUGUUUCAAAACUGCAAACAACUUCUGCUUUAUUAAAGAAACACGUAAAAAUGCUAUGUGCCUUUUACUUCUUGCAAUAUAUUGUAAUGGAUAAGCAGUUGUAGUUGGUUGAACGCAGAGAGACUCCUCCCCUCCCCUCCCAUAAGUGUUCUUGGUGAAUAGGUACAAGAAUCCACUCUCUGACUCUGACCAGGACACUCUUGCUCCGAAGCAAAAUGCAUUGAGUUUUGGCUUUGAAAUGAAGAUAAGUAUUUUAUGAAAAUGAUUUUAAUUAGUUCAUACUAUUGGCAACUCAUGUGAUUAACUACCACAGUCAUCCUUGAAGAUAUACAGCGGUAAUUAAAAUCCAUGCUCUAUCAUCAAGAAUAUGUACUGCAAAAUCUAUUUUCUGAUCAAUCAUCAAUGCAUGGAUAUUUACUUGUUAAAGUAUAUAAAAUUAUAUAAAAUGUUACUAAUUAGAAGUUAUAUGUCAGUGUAUUCAUUUGGCAAUAAUGUCAUUUUAUUACUAGUAAAUAAUGUAUUGCUUAUAGCAGCCUCAAUAAUGUAAAUUUACAAGAUGUGAUAAGAAUUGGAUGUUCUGAUCUUGUCAUUUAAUUAAAAAAGAUAAAAUAUUGUUUUAUUGUAAAAAUAUAUAACAUUUUAACAUGUUUUACUUCCACUGAUGUUAAGUAGAAGUCAUGAACAGAAACCCUGCUAGGUUUUCUUUCGGGGAGCCUGAGCUAGAAAUAUAGAACCUCUACCAUCAUGUAGACUGGGAUCAGCUAACUCAGCAGACAGGAGAGAACCAAAUCUACAACCUUAUUUCUCAGCUCUCCAUGACUCAACAAUUAAGUUAUAUGAGCUAGAAUGCAGCCAGAACUCUCCUGCUUUUCUUGAGAUUGUGCUAUGAGAUCCUAUAUGUCAAUCCUAGCCAAAAGAUUGGGCAUUUCCUCUGAGAAACCACGCACAGACAAUUCAGUAUCAGCUUAUUU